UAAUUCAUGUUUUAUGACUGAAGUGUAAACUAAAGAUUACACUAUAAUUAUAGGCCUUACUCAACACAUUCACAAAGCUUUUUGAGUCAAGACCCAUGAGAAUGACUGCUGUAGUCAAAAAUAUUAAUAUCUAGUCAAUGUAUGAUUUGAGCUGUACAUUAGCAUGAAACAUAUUACUUUACAUUAUAGUUUACCUUUUUGACGAAUCAAUUUGUGAAGAAAAACAUAAACUAACCAGGAGUUUUCUUUAUCUUGUAUACCAUAUUGUGAUGGUUUUAAUCUACCGAAGGGAACAUUAAAAACAAAUAAUCAUAAAAAGACCCCCUCCCCCUCCCCGGUGGCAUAUAUGCAUUGCGUCAUCCUUGAAUUCCUAUUGGUGGAUUGGCGAAGAUGAAUCUCGAGAGGAGUCGAGACAAGUGACAGUUAAUUUUUCAAACUGAGGAGUCCGCUAUUUCUGCUCGUUCAUACCCUAAGAUAACCAUGGUUGAUAAAUGGUCAGUAGAUGACACGUGUCACUGGCUUCAAACUAUAAACCUCAUUGAUGCAAAAGAAAGUUUCAGAGAGCAACAAAUUGAUGGAGAGACUCUGCUGGGUCUCACAGAAAGGAUGGUGGAAAGACUUUUUCCUGUAAUGAAACAUCAGGUGACACUUAUGAAGGAGCUUAAUAAGUUAAAAAACCUGGAAACUGAAGUGCCUCAAAUAUCUUGUACUCAACAAGAACCCUGUGAGAAUGAGGGCUCAUUUGUUGCCCAACCUUGGCCAGCAGUAUACAACCUGCCUGUCUUUCCCCCUGAACUGCAAGCAGCUUUGCAGAGGAAGGAUCCCAGCUUUAAGAAGAAGGACAAGUCUCACAUCCGUGCAUUACUGAUUCAAUUGUUGUUUGACAGCAUCACUAAGUACACCUGGUACAGUAUUGUAUUUAAUUGUAUUUUAUAAAAGUUAAAUGUAUUU
This is a messenger RNA of Carassius carassius (crucian carp), 951 nucleotides long. Its product is annotated as NAD(+) hydrolase SARM1-like. The record is from RefSeq and is a predicted model, not a curated record. NCBI's taxonomy places the organism in Eukaryota, Metazoa, Chordata, Actinopteri, Cypriniformes, Cyprinidae. Bases 481 to 936 code for a protein of 151 amino acids. The transcript has 5 exons. Gene Ontology annotation, molecular function: protein binding.